This is a messenger RNA of Sinocyclocheilus grahami, 4128 nucleotides long. Its product is annotated as sodium/hydrogen exchanger 1-like. The transcript is spliced from 12 exons. Lineage: Eukaryota; Metazoa; Chordata; Actinopteri; Cypriniformes; Cyprinidae. The record is from RefSeq and is a predicted model, not a curated record. Gene Ontology annotation, cellular component: plasma membrane. Gene Ontology annotation, biological process: sodium ion import across plasma membrane; proton transmembrane transport; potassium ion transmembrane transport. The coding region runs from base 667 to 2970 and encodes 767 amino acids. Gene Ontology annotation, molecular function: potassium:proton antiporter activity; sodium:proton antiporter activity.
CUUAGAGGGGUACGUAUAUUUGCUCUGCAUCACGCACUGACUGCAGGCAUGGAAAAAGGAGUCAGUGUGUGUGUGUAAAAAAACGUCGAACAAGUUCCUUGUGGAGCGCCGAGGAGCCGCGAACACAGCACCGACAUCCGUAGUUCGAGCGACUUUUCUCGUCGUGCGCACCGGGACAGGACGCAGCAGGCUCGGGUGUUAUCAGAAGAGAUGCGGAAGACGUGAUUGGAGGACUGGCUGUUUUGAUGAGGAGUGUUUUGGAGUUGUCAUUGAGUGUCCUUUGAUGAUGAUGAUGAUGAUGAUGAUGGAGGAAGAAAAUGAACAUCAGUUGUACCUUAUAGUGUAAUGCAUUCAGGGAAUCUUCUCACACCAAAUAUUUGAGUUGAGCUUAUAUACCUGCAUAUAUUACACACACACACACACACACACACCUCUGUCUAUAUUUCCUGGUUUGCUGUCUUCACCUGGAGAGGGUGCGCUGCUCGGUUUAUGUGCUUCACUCAAGCCAGGAAGUAGGAAACCCAAGAUGCUUUUAGAUUCAAGUCAGUCCGAAGUCAGAAAAUGAUCCAGGCAUUAACUAGUAGAUUAAAACGAAACAUCCCUGCUCAGAUAAUACCGUGUCACUCGUGUAUCCGGAGAGGCUCGAGUCCUCUCAUCUUCUGAAACAUGGAGCUCAAGAUGUUCAUCCUCGUCUUGGGGCUCCUGGUGGGCAGUUUGAUGCCCCUCGGAGGGGCCGCCAGCUCUCCAGACACGGGCACCGGUCACGGCGGAUCCCACGGCAACAAGAAUCCCGGGAACGGAACAACUUACUCCAAGAAGCCCUUCCCGGUUCUGUCUUUCGAUUAUGAACACGUCCGGCUCCCCUUCGAGAUCUCAUUAUGGGUUCUGCUGGCUUCACUGAUGAAAUUGGGGUUCCACCUGAUCCCUCGCGUGUCCUCCAUCGUGCCGGAGAGCUGUCUGCUGAUCGUGGUGGGCCUGCUUGUAGGCGGUCUCAUUAAGAUGGUAGGCGAGGACCCUCCGGUGCUGGAGUCCAAGAUCUUCUUCUUCUACCUGCUACCUCCCAUCAUCCUCGACGCCGGCUACUUCAUGCCCAUACGGCAAUUCACUGAGAACCUGGGCACUAUUCUCAUGUUCGCAGUGGUGGGAACGCUCUGGAAUUCCUUCUUUGUCGGUGGUCUGCUGUACGGGGUUUGCCAGCUCGAGGGCCAUAAGCUGGCGUAUGUGGACCUCCUGUCAUGCCUGCUGUUCGGCUCCAUCAUCUCAGCCGUAGACCCCGUGGCUGUUCUGGCUGUGUUCGAGGAGAUCCACAUUAACGAGCUGCUCCACAUCCUGGUGUUCGGAGAGUCGUUACUUAAUGAUGCCGUCACUGUGGUGCUGUAUCAUCUCUUUGAGGAGUACAGCAGUGUGGGCUCCAUCACUUUCAUGGAUGUGUUUCUGGGUAUCGUGUGUUUUCUGGUGGUGUCAUUGGGCGGUAUCGUGGUGGGCGCCAUCUACGGCAUCCUGGCGGCCUUCACGUCCCGCUUCACCUCGCACACGCGCGUCAUCGAGCCUCUGUUCGUCUUCGUCUACAGCUACAUGGCUUACCUGUCAGCGGAGGUGUUUCAUCUGUCCGGCAUCAUGGCACUAAUCGCAUGUGGUGCCGUCAUGCGUCCCUACGUGGAGGCCAACAUUUCCCAUAAAUCCCACACCACCAUCAAGUACUUCCUGAAGAUGUGGAGCAGCGUGAGCGACACCCUCAUCUUCAUCUUCCUGGGAGUGUCGACGGUGGCCGGGCCGCACCAAUGGAACUGGACCUUCGUGGUCGCGACCGUCAUUUUCUGCUUGGUGGCGCGUGUUCUGGGUGUUGUUGGCUUGACCUUCGUGAUCAACAAGUUCCGUAUCGUGAAGCUGACCUCUAAAGACCAGUUUAUCAUAGCUUACGGUGGACUGAGAGGAGCCAUCGCCUUCUCCCUGGUCUACCUGCUGAAUCCCAAACACUUCCCCAUGAGAAACAUGUUCCUCACCGCCAUCAUCACUGUCAUCUUCUUCACGGUGUUUGUGCAGGGCAUGACCAUUCGACCCCUGGUGGACCUCCUGGCGGUGAAGAAGAAACAGGAAACGAAGCGAUCUAUUAAUGAGGAGAUUCACACACAGUUUUUGGACCAUCUGCUAACCGGCAUCGAGGACAUCUGCGGACAUUACGGACAUCAUCACUGGAAGGACAAGCUGAACCGGUUCAAUAAGAAGUACGUGAAGAAGUGCCUGAUAGCGGGUGAGCGCUCCAAAGAACCACAGCUGAUCGCCUUCUACCACAAGAUGGAGAUGAAGCAGGCCAUCGAGCUGGUGGAGAGCGGCGGAGGAGCCAAGCUGCCCUCGGCCCUGCCGUCCACCGUCUCCAUGCAGAAUAUCCAGCCCAAGAAGCCCUCUCAGGACCGGGCGCUGCCGCAGCUCUCCAAGGCUCGUGAGGAAGAGAUCAGGAAGAUCCUGCGCACCAACCUGCAGAGGACCCGCCAGAGACUGCGCUCGUACAACAGACACACGCUGAUCGCUGAUCCGUACGAGGACGGCUGGAACGAGAUGCUCCUCAAACGGAAGAAAAUGAAGGAGCUGGAAAAGAAGAUAUCGCAGAUGAACAAUUACCUCACUGUUCCCGCUCCACCCCCUGAUUCCCCGACCAUCACUCGAGCUCGACUGGCUUCAGACCCUCAAGCAUGGGGCCUCAAGUCCGUCACAGAAAGCAUCCCCACCAUUAAAGUGGACCUCGCCUCACCGCAGAGCCCAGAGUCCGUCAACGUGGUGGACGAGUUCAGCAAGAAGGGAAGCCAGCCGAAGGAGGAGGAAGGCGGCCUGACCAUGAAAGUCCCCUCUCCUGCGAAGCAGAGGAAGGACAAAACUCCUGACGAAGAGCCGCAGCAACGGUUAAUGCGCUGUCUGAGUGACCCGGGCCCCGCCGCCGAAGAGGAAGACGAGGACGAGCCCUUCCUCCCCUGAGAGAGCAGCCGUCUGUCGUAAGGAGGAUGACGAGCUCCGGCCGCCUCCUCAAAGACGUCCUGUAUCGGCAGUCCUCAUGGAGGAUCGUUAACUGCUGAAACACGAGGACAGAUAUAUCAUCUGUAGCAAGCCAAAAUGAGAACGUCAGGAAAAUGAACCAAAAUAAAGGAAAUGAAAGGGAGCGAUCAAAAUAAGCCAUUUAUUUAUUUUUUUGCUUGUCAUUGUUCUUAUCAUGUGAAGCUUAAGAACUGUCCUCACCAGGCAUGAUGUGACUCAAAUCCUAAGCGAUGAGGGAUUGUCAUUGAGCACCAUUAGGUUUAUUAUUUGUGGUCACAUCAUGUCCGGUUCAGAAGCAAAUGUUCCCAUCCAUCGUUUGCUAUGGAAUAAUAAUAUUCCACAUGAGGGGAACCGAUCUAUGCAUAACCAAACGGUCGCACUGUUCAGUCUAUUCAGGUGAAACACUUCUGUUGUUGUUUUCAUAGCAUUGAUGCAUUUUCUAGUUCACGAUGCUUUUGUGUUCAUUCACAUGAAUUGCCUUUGUUUUUGUGACGCGUGCAUCACUAGUUGUGUUUUACCUCUAGGGGAAUUAGACUCAUUUAUCAGGAGCAAUAUGAAACUGGUUAAAUUAUGGCCAUUCUCAUAUUUAUUAUACAGAUGGUGCGUGUUUACACUGGCUUAUUAUUUCGUCCCACUCAUGGAGGACCAUUCAAAUCAUGCUCUAUUUGCAGUGCACAUAACAAACCUGAGAAACAGCUAUUUACUCAUUGUGAUUGCACAAGAGAUUUACACUUGUAAAGACUUUAUUUUACACCAAAAAGGUUGCUUGACCAGUUUGAUUGGUUGUGAUUGUGUUUCCUGUUUUCUUUGCUCGUACUUUAUAUCAAAGAAAAUUUUGGUCUAAUAGUCUUCAAUUACCUUUAAAUGCACUCAAGCGCUUUGGUGACCGGUCAUGACCACUCUGAAAAACAUCUGGACCGACGAAUCAAUAAACUUUGGUUUAAAGGGAUAGUUCAUGCAGAAAUUACAGAAUUCUGUCUUUUGUUUUACUCUCCUUCGUUUCAUUCCAAACCCAUAUGCUAUUUUUUUUUCCAAGGAAAGACAAAUGUUGUUCCAAUUAUAUUCCAAUUCUUCUGAAGUCAUACAAUUAUAGAAGCCCAU